Messenger RNA from Plodia interpunctella (Indianmeal moth), 1035 nucleotides. RefSeq lists its product as uncharacterized. The coding region runs from base 1 to 1035 and encodes 344 amino acids. The transcript is spliced from 2 exons. The record is from RefSeq and is a predicted model, not a curated record. Lineage: Eukaryota; Metazoa; Arthropoda; Insecta; Lepidoptera; Pyralidae.
AUGGUGUAUGUGGUGGUUGAGUAUCCUAACAAUUGUCCCAAUAAAUUUUCAUUGUAUGAUGGAAACAAAAAGCCAAGCCCUAAAGUUGGUCAACAUUUUGAAAGAACUUUUAUAACUGUGCAUAAAAGUGAAGUAAAUGAAAUAUUGAUGAAAAGUGAUAAAAGUUUAACAUACGGUUAUCCACUGAAAGCGAACAUUUUUUUUCGUUUUCCUACAUCUAUCACUGAUUGCGCAAAUUUGAACUCCUUCAUAAGGUAUAACAGUGAUCUUACGAAUGGUUACUGUGGACUAGAUGCUCUAAUCAUGCACAAUGUAAUGGAAGUCUUCAAAUUUAAUGCCACUUUUGAAAUGCAAUCCACAACCAACUACGGAUAUGUUCAGUCAGGACAGGUGACAGGUACAUUAGGCCUGAUUGUAAGAGGAGAAAUUGAUGUGUCUUUCAAUUCUAGAUUCAUAGUUUUGUAUUCAUUAGAAAACAAUUUUGAUUUCCUGUAUCAAAUAUGGGAUGACUCUUUAUGUGCAUUGAUGAAAGAGCCAAACGAGGUUCCACUGUGGCACUAUCCGUAUAAUAUUUACGGAAUAACUACAUGGCUAUUCGUACUACCUUGUCUAACAUUCGUUGGGUCAAUGAUGUACGUGAGAAACAAAUUAUUUAGACUAAGAACAUUAAAAUUUUAUAUAUAUCCAGUAAAUGCCGUGUGGUCUGGAUUAUUCGGGUUUUUCUUCAACAAGAAAAUAAAACGGUCACUAUUAGCAGCCCUGUGUCUUCUGUGUUCAGUGGUUUUCACAGCUGAAUAUCAAGGAAACGUUAACAACAUGUUCGCAACAUUAGUAAGAUACGAUCGAUUCAAAACGCUACAACAACUGUGCGACAACGGCGUGGCAGUGUACACAUCUCCCUCGGUCGCCAUACUGCUAGGGCGCGGGGCUUAUCUGGAUAACUCUAAAAGUUAUCUCGUGAGAAACUUGAAGUUUUUCCCGGACAACCAAAGUGCUACAGGUCAGUACCAAAACAAGCAACAACAAGCUGAAUAG